Messenger RNA from Necator americanus (New World hookworm), 675 nucleotides. RefSeq lists its product as uncharacterized. The record is from RefSeq and is a predicted model, not a curated record. NCBI's taxonomy places the organism in Eukaryota, Metazoa, Nematoda, Chromadorea, Rhabditida, Ancylostomatidae. The transcript has 6 exons. Gene Ontology annotation, cellular component: plasma membrane. The coding region runs from base 1 to 675 and encodes 224 amino acids.
AUGUACGGAUCGCAGGCUUGGGCACCACCAUCUACGGUGAUAAAGAGGCUUGAUUGCACGGAACGAAAGCUGCUUAGGCGGCUGCUUGGCUACUUUUGGCCUAGAGUAUGCCACAAUGAGGAUCUUUACGCGGAAAAUGUGCCAUCAAAAAUCGCUACAGAGAAAACGUAUUGGACUGAGAUGGUGAAAGAGGACGUGAGGGUACUCGGCGUGGAUAGGCAGUUCAGAGAUUCCGCUGAAGCAGCUUCAGAUGAAAGUGGGAGAUUGAUGGAAAAUGAUGAUGAUGGUAAUAUACAAAUUGCAGUACCAACUGGAUCGACUCGAGGACGAAUGGGGAGGAGGUUCACAUUAAACCCAAUCAUAUUUGCAAAGGAAGAAAGAGAAGCAAGGAGGCAAUCUCUCGCUCAACUGAAACUUAGCUACUACCCCAAGCAUAUGAAUCCUGAAUCGUACGAUGCUGGUCUUGGAUUCUGCGGUUGGAUCUUUAUGUUCAUUUCGUGGCUUUGUGUCUUUGUGUCGUUUCCGGUUUCUAUUUGCUUCUGUAUAAAGGUAGUGCAAGAAUAUGAAAGAGCAGUUAUUUUCCGCCUCGGCAGGUUGAUUGGAGGCGGAGCAAAAGGUCCAGGUAUUCUGAGCUCAUGUAUUUACGGAAGAUCUGACUGUGUUAGCUUCAUAUGA